Penicillium diatomitis is the source of this 336-nucleotide messenger RNA. RefSeq lists its product as uncharacterized. Lineage: Eukaryota; Fungi; Ascomycota; Eurotiomycetes; Eurotiales; Aspergillaceae. The record is from RefSeq and is a predicted model, not a curated record. The transcript has a single exon. The coding region runs from base 1 to 336 and encodes 111 amino acids.
AUGAAAACCGGGGCAUCAAAUGAACUAAGCGCUGUGCCAACGCCUAUCGCCUUGACGGACGAAGAGGGGUGGGCAACGCCUGCGGUGCUGCAGGACCUAGUCUGGCAGUCGGACCCGAUAAACGACCUCCUAGCACCCUCACACCCCGUCGACACCACCGAAGAAUCGGAAAUGCGAGGAGCAGAUGACUGGCUAAACGGCAUCGCGAACGAAAUCGGCGAUGUAUGGCUUUACGGACCCCCAGAUGACGACCUAUCUCCACAGACAUCUAUGGUUACGGACCCCCGCACGGCCGGGGGAAGAAUAUACAAAGGAUGUAAAUGCCCUGAGCAUUAG